Molecule: messenger RNA, 559 nt
Organism: Mya arenaria
Lineage: Eukaryota; Metazoa; Mollusca; Bivalvia; Myida; Myidae
Exons: 2
Coding region: 67-471 (134 amino acids)
Source: RefSeq, a predicted model, not a curated record
CGAGUACGUAUCUAGUUAUAUGAACUGUUUGUGCCAUUUCAAUAGUUUCUAAAAUCUUAAAGCAAAAUGAAUUCCGGAGUAUCUGUUGUUGCUGUAUUAUCUAUCAUUGUUCGCGCUUUUGGCAACCAGGCAUACAACAUUGACGAUUAUGCCAUAAAUGUUACGGUAAUGUCGGGCCGCAUGGCCAUAUUGCCCUGCUCAGUAGAGUUCCUCGGCGGUCACAAGGUGAGGUCGGGCCGCAUGGCCAUAUUGCCCUGCUCAGUCGAGUUCCUCGGCGGUCACAAGGUGAGGUCGGGCCGCAUGGCCAUAUUGCCCUGCUCAGUAGAGUUCCUCGGCGGUCACAAGGUGAAGUCGGGCCGCAUGGCCAUAUUGCCCUGCUCAGUAGAGUUCCACGGCGGUCACAAGGUGAGGUCGUGUUUGUGUCACGAACCAAUGUUUAAAUCCACAUGCUGUUUAAGUAAUGUGUUUUAACUCCUUCACUUUUGAAGACAUAAUGUGAAUAUGUUGAAUCCCAUUUAAUAUAUCCAUCUAUUAUACGACUACACUCGACACCACUCAA